Messenger RNA from Papilio xuthus (Asian swallowtail), 7318 nucleotides. RefSeq lists its product as uncharacterized. Gene Ontology annotation, molecular function: ubiquitin-like ligase-substrate adaptor activity; protein binding. The coding region runs from base 179 to 5332 and encodes 1717 amino acids. Gene Ontology annotation, cellular component: Cul4-RING E3 ubiquitin ligase complex; intracellular membrane-bounded organelle. The record is from RefSeq and is a predicted model, not a curated record. The transcript is spliced from 13 exons. Lineage: Eukaryota; Metazoa; Arthropoda; Insecta; Lepidoptera; Papilionidae. Gene Ontology annotation, biological process: autophagosome assembly; mitophagy.
GACAAUUCGCAGCUGGCUGUAUAUAUGCCGUAAAACCAAGAAUUCCUUUAUGGAUUUUGUGUCGUAGUAGAAUUAUUAAACGGUAUAAACAGUUAUUACACAAAGAAACAUAAAUAAACUCUAGUUCGGUUAAACAUUUAGUGACAAAAAGUGCAUUUUACAACAUGAUCAAGAAGUAAUGGAUCCAAUUGAUAAUGAUUGGCUUGGAUAUAAAAAUGAUCAAAUAGAGGAGGCACCAAACAUUGGCAAUGUAGCCCGCAGUUGGCAAUGGAGGGAACAAGGCAUAGAACCAUUCAACUAUCCCAGCAAUAAAACAGUGCUUGAAAAUGCUGCAGAAGAUAUUCUUGUUCAAAAACCUCUCAAGAUUCGGCGCUGUGAGCUGCCAGGUUACCCAAGAUCCACCUUUCUUAUGGUAUUUAGUCCUGAUGGAACGAAAGUUGCAUCUACUCAUGGGAACCAUAAUAUUUAUGUGUCUGAGUUGGCAAGUGGCAAACAUGUGCGCAUACUUAAAGGUCACCCACGUACACCAUGGUGUAUUGCAUUUCAUCCGUCACAUCCCCAACUGAUUGGCAGUGGGUGUCUCGGAGGUCAAGUACGAGUUUGGGAUAUCUCUAGUGGUGGAAGCGAAGUAUGGAAUGUCCGCACCGAGACUGUCAUAGCUUCAAUAGCAUUCCAUCCACGGGAACAGCUGCUGGUGAUAGCUACAUUCAAUGAACUCUAUUUCUGGGACUGGAACAAACCUGCUCCUUUUACCAAAGUAACCACUAACAAUGCCAAUGAAAAAAUAAGAUAUGUGGCAUUUGAUGCUUUAGGAUACAAACUAAUAACUGGAAUAUCGCAAUGGGUGGGCGUGGCAACACCCACUUCUCUGCCACCACAAGGAUCAACGAGCCCGCCGUUGCAAAAUAUUAGUCAAUUCAGACGAGGAGAUACAGAUGAUUUCAACAAUGCUCCUCCGAAUCCCCCUCCAAAUGUUAACAGCACUUUGAAUGUUAGUGGAACUCUUGCUGCAGCCAUUGCCAACAAUGGUGGAGAUGACUCUGACGAUGAAACGUACAGACGACCGCCGGAUGGCACUCCGCAAGAUAUGAUAGUGAACUCCUACCAAAGUCUAGUUCAACGAUACGACAGCUUAGUGAGGAAUUACCAAAGAUUGUACAUGGUCAGGCACCGACUCGGCAGAACUCCAUCGCCACCGAAUACGAUGGAUCGCGGGACAGACCCCAUGGAGACGGACCCUUCGCCCGGCGGCAUCACCCGCAUCGCCAGACCCACUCCACAAGAUGCAGGCAACUCUGGUGCGAGCACCUCGCGUGCACAAAACGAGGGUGAAAAUGUCGAGGUCCCGGGCGCUAGCAUUCGAUUCCCUAAUUUUAAUUCUUUGACAUUGGGAAACAGCUCACCCAGGGAUCAACCUCCAUCUCAAGAGGAACAGUCUAUCUUCGGAUCCGUAUCCUCAGCGUUUCAACCUCUGAACGAUUUCGCCGGCCGGCCCUUGAAUAGACCUACAUUCAGUACUCAUCUGUCGAGGAUGUUGAUCAAUCCGUUCUCAUCCGCGGGCGGCCCUCCCACAUCUAGCAACAGAGAUUCCCAGCUCGAGGACAACUCGACUAAUUCUUCGCGCACGAGCAUAUUUAUCUCCUCCCGGCCGGAGACCGAAAGAUCUGCAAAUGCAAACGAAACGCAACGCGGACCGCAGAGAGACGCCUCGCAACCACCACCCGCCUCGCGCCGAGAUCGCGUGCCCAUAAUACUCGAAGCGCUCGCGUCUCCCAUCAGCCGCUGGCCGCCUCCGCCUCCCUACAGGACCUUCAGGAGCGGCUCUCAAAGGCCCACCAUGACCAACUCUUCCACUCAAAUGAGCCCCGUCUCCAUGCCGAUGGAGGCGCGGACUAUAAAUGAGAGUUUAGAUUUAAUUCGUGACAUACUUCGAGAUUCCGGUACCAGGCUGCUGAAUUUGAUCACCAACAUGUCCUUGGCGACGUUGGCUAACAUGGAAAGAAAUAAUCCUAAUAAUCCCCUACGCGGAGGUAACGGCCCCGCUCAACGCCUCACCGCCGGCGCCGCGUUGAGCGGCCGCGCCUCCCGCGACAACAGGGAUCCGCUCUCCUCCUCCUCCGAUUCCGACAGCGAUCAGUCUAUGGAACUAAAUAUAUUUAGAACGCCCAAUUCGAACUUCAGAGAGGAUGAUGAUGUCUCGGACGAUGAGGCGGCCGCCACUUCCAACGAUGGCUCUCAACUACCCACCGACAGGAUGACGUUUGAAUUAAACGUCAACUUGCCCGACGAGACCGGAACGAAUGGCAUUAACCUGUCGGCUAGCGGUAGUCGAUUUCAUAUUCGUACUCAUAAGUUCGAAGCCGACGAAGGGGAACCGAGCACGUCCACCGAAGAUCGCCCCGGCACGUCCGGCACGUCCGGUGCAUCCGGAACCUCCGGCACGUCCGGUGCAUCCGGAACCUCCGGAACGUCUGGAACGUCUGGGACGUCUGGAUCUCGCCCUCAGCCCAAUGUAUUUCGACAUAAUGUGUCAUCCACAAGUCGCGAUACGUCUCGCACCCGAGGUAAUGUCGUUCCUCCUAGUGAAAUUUAUAGGAAGGUAAAAUCCGCUGUAAACGCCCUACAGAAACAUACCGUGAUACUGACGAACUUGUGGUUACACGGUCACCGGAUCACUAUGAACCAGCUGCGCAAUACGUGGGACAACCUGCGCCGGCGCGUGCUCGUGCUGCAGCGGCAGACCGGCCACCAGGAUGUGCCCACUCAGUACACGCGCACCCUGCUCGAGCGCUGCAUGAUACUGACGCAAAUGUCAGAAAAUCUCCGAACUACCGGCACCUUCGCUACCAGGCAGAGGACCGAUAACAACGAAACAACCGGCCAAAGUGGGCAAAGUGGGGGUGCGACCGCUUCUAGCGGACAAGAUCCACCGCCGCAGAACUAUAGAGCCAGGCCGUCAUCCGCUGCGAGAUCCAAUCAGAGAAGGUCCUCGCCGUCCCCCCGGUACCCGCCUCAUCUCAGGCAAAGACUGAUGUCUCAUCGCAGGUGGACGGUCGAGGAUGAAGUGAGACGAAGACUCAGGAAUCCUACAUUACACCGUCUAACUGAAAGGUACGGCAGCAGACCUCGCAGGGAAUUCGCUAGGGCUCUCGAAAUCAGUGCGACCAAACACGAAAUCCGUAUGAGAGCCAUGCAGGUCCUCUCGGUGAUGUUCAACAUGAUGAUGAUGUGUCUGGAGGAGCGCGGCCUGAGUAAUGUUAUCAUUACAAUGCUGAGAACCUUGAAGAAAGCUUUGGCGCUCACUUGUCUGAUGCUUAUGUCGAACAGACGCAACGCUCGACAUCAUGAUAAUCCGGCGCAGCAGGCCGUGCGCAUGGAGGCUCUCAACGUGGUGCGAAUCGAGCACAUCGACCACGCGGGCCCGAUCAACGUCGACGAAUCGCCUAAUUCCUUGUCCAGCGGCUCCGAUGACGAUCAACACCAGCGCGAUCUUUAUUUAACUUCUCAACAACCAUCGCGCAAAUCUCGCGACGCGCAGAGACAGAACGCGAAUUCAUCGAAUAGAAGGAGUGAACAGAUGCAAGAAAACUCACCGGCGUCCUCCGCCGCGAGCUCCUCCGCUCAAAAAUGGAGCAACCGACUCGCCGUUCAAAUUUCAGCGGCGAACCGAAAUAACUCGAUUACAGCGAUCAAUCGAAGAAAAAUAUAUUUGGAGCGCAAGCGACAAAAAGCGUUGCACAGGACGAAUCCUUCGGCUCAUCCGCUACAAAAGAAAAAACUUCUUCCGCCGGUGUCCAAUCACAGAAUUCCCGCUCUACGCUCUAUGCCGCGGAAACCUAAGACCGGUUUCAGGUACAAUCCGAACAGAAACCAAUCGUCGAAUACCGACCCGAUCCCGGGCCCCUCCAGCCUGGCGCCGGGCGCCGAGUCUACGAGUCAGGAGACGCCCAGAAACGAAUUAUUAGUCGAUUUGGAGAACAGAGUAAAUUUAAUAAGAUUGGCGCACUUACAAACCAUGAGGAUGCGUCAAGCGCGGAGGCACAUGGAAAUGAUAAGGGUGUACGCGCCCAGCUCGGGGCGCGACAUCGUCUCUCGUCCGUUUGGCAACAGCGAGAUCUUGCCGCGGGACCAGCGGAUCGCGAUGCAAGCCAGCUUUCCGACACUGGCGUCGGCGCCGGCACCACCUCCGCCCGCGGUCCCGGCUCCGGCACCGGCCCCGGCACCGGCUCCCGCUUCGGCUCCGGCUUCGGCUCCGGCACCAACUCCAGCUUCGGCUUCGGCUCCGGCACCGGCUCUCGCUUCGGUUCUGGCUUCGGCUUCCGCUUCCGCUACGACGACCCCGGCCCCGGCUCCGUCCCCGGAGAUCAGGCGGCGCCCAUUCCCCGAGUACCUGCCGCCGCCGCCCUCCUACUACGGCGACAGCGACCCUAUAUACUAUCAGGAACGCUACCUUCCGAACAGCGCCUCAAUACCCAUAGUGCAAUUCCGCGAACUGCCAUACGACGCCUCCGGCAACCCGGCGCAGAGACUGCCGAGGAUACACGAAUAUCUGCAGCCGAUUAUUCUAGCGCAGAAUGCAAUGUUGGUGGAGGAAGAGGCUAACGCGAUGAACGGCGGCGGUGGUGCGGGCGGCGGUGCUGGCGGCGGUGCGGGGGGCGCUGCAGGCGGGGGAGGCGGCGAGGCAGGCGUGCGGCUGGUGGGCGCGCGGCGCGUGGGCGGCAUGGGGGGCAUGGGAGCCAUGGGUGGCAUGGCGGGCCUGCUGGACGCGGGCAUCAUCUCGGAGACGAUGCCGGCGCCCGCGCACCGCGUGCAGGCCUGGGACUUCACCGCCGGCGCCGCGCCCGACAUCGCUGACAGUAACAAGAACGUGGUGGUGCGACGGUGUAGGAUCCACAACGACGCAAGUAUCGACAUAUCCAAGGACGGCAGACUUCUCGUGGCGCUGCUGCCGGUGCCGAGAUUUAGAAACACCAAUCAUUUGCUAGGCGUGUAUUCGCUGGAAUGGUCGCGGCUGGGCCACUGCCUGCACACAGCUGUGCUGGAGCAGAGUCCGGUGUCGGUGGCGCUGUCGCCCACCUCGCGGCACCUCGCCGUCGGCCUCGGGUCGCGCCGCUUCACCACCACGCCGCACGCCAGGAACAACGUCUUCGCACAACUCUAUCGCCUCGAUCCACCCGAAAAUACGAGCAGGACCGGUCUGGCGCCGAUCAAGGAGUUGGAGCAGAACUGGGAGCACGGCUUCACCAGCCUCAACUGUCUGCGCUGGGCGCCGCAGCCCGGACAGGGACUCGUCUACGCCAACAACACCGGCCAGCUCAUCAUCAUGAGCUAAGUGCACAAAACAACUGUAUACCAUACCCAUACCAGAUCAACGCCUAAAUAUUGUAAAUCAUCAUCAUCCACCUUUGUCCUCUGCUGAACAUAGACCAUGUUAAAACAUACAAACAUAAAAUUCCAACCACGGCGGCCAUUUUAUCUAAAAUUUUGUAGUUUUUUAGUAAUUAAGAAAAAAUGGUUUGAAUUGGCCAAUGAUAAUGCGUAUUUAUAAAAUUUAGGCAUUAAUUUGGAACAAGGUAUUCCAUUGAUAACGUAUUUCUGAAUCAUUUCGUCAUUGGCUCAACAAUAAACUCGAGUAAUGAGUUUCAUAUAUCUAGCAAACAAUCUAAGUAACUCAUGGCUUGUAAGACGAUUAAAUUUAGUUGAAUACUCUGUAUUUCUAAAUUAUCACUCAAUUAUAACAGAAAUGACAACAAACUUCUGACAAGACUUUACUUAUCAAACUUAAAAAAGACAAUCACUGAACUAGUAACAAUAAUAUUUGGACGCUCUAGUUAAAAUACUAGAAUAUUCCCAUUUUUAAUAUAAUAUAGAAAAUUCUAUCCGAAUUGUGACAUAUAACUUUUAUGACUUGAAUGAGAGAAAGGAGGAGCAAAGGAAACUUUUGAAAUGGAUACAUGGCCUGUGUGUUAACAGAUGGUAGAUUUAAUAAAGAAAAUGGAAUAUCCCGGAAUGUGUCAAUGACCUGGCUAUACAUAAUCUGUAUUGGAGCCAUAGAUAUGGAAUAAAAACAAGUAUAGACAUGACUAAAUAACGAUUCUUCGUAAUUUAAUCACCAAAUGGUAAAAUAUUACCGUCGAAUGAACGGUAGAGUUGAGAAAUUGAGCCAAAUGUAUGUCUAUUGAGGUUGUAUUUAAGAGAAAUGUAUGGAUGUUUGAAUGUUUAGAAUGCAAGAUUGGCUUGAAUGUUUAUGUAUUUGUUCUGAUUAUGUUUAUGCAGUGUACAAAAAACAGUUCGCCUAGUGUUCGUUUAUCCGAUAUAUUUGGUUUGUUCCGCGUCGAUGUGCACUAAAAUGACAGUUCAUUGCAAAUGUCAAAAAGGAAUCAAUGCCAAUGCAACGUGGACACAAUGACUGAUUGUUUUGUUUUAAAAAGUAACCUCAAAAAAUGCCAUAUUGAUUUUUUGAUUUAUUUAAAUCAGAGGUUAGGAGUAUACUGGGAAUUAUUGCAUAUUAAAAAAAUGUCAAAUAGGUGUAAUGUGAGUAAUUAGGAAUAUCGAUGUUGAAAAUGUAUCGAUGUUUUAUCAAGAAGCAGUGGAGUCAAGUUCAUUUAUAAAGUUGGACUUUUGCAAUAAUUAUGUUGUCUUUGAAAUGCAAAAUACUGUAAUCAUGUAGGAUUGCGUCAAACCAUAACUGUGGAAUCGACUACAGUGAAGUUCUAUUAUCGCACAUAGUUGUCUAUGGUAGUCACGAGAGAAACCCACAGCAAUGUGGUUAAUCAAUAAAAAUUUAUCCUUUUAGUGUACAGUGUUUUUCAAAGUUCGGGUCGCAAAUCGUAGAUAGGUCGAAAUGCCUCGAAAAAUUGUGGUAAUUUAUAUUGCCGUCACCUACACAGCGUGGUUAACUAACCGUGAGUUUCCGAUACCAAACCGUUUAAAACAUAUUGUCUUCCGGUUAUCUUUGACAAAACAGAUGACAAUAUGUUUUUAACGGGGAUUAUUGUCUCGGAACGACGGCAUAAUCAGCUAUGCGGAAAUAAGUGGAACAAUCAAUAACCACUUUUCUGUCAUCUCGGGUCUCGAAUAAGUGGUUUGUUUGUUUGUUGGUCGUGUAGUGAAUAAAGAUGAAAAACACUGAUUUACACAAUUACAUUUAAAUUGAUUUAAUUUCUUUCACUAGUGCCAUUUGAUAUCCGAAGGCAUUUUUAUGUGUUCAUAAAAUCGAUGUUACGAUUAUGAUGAAACACAACAUCGAUAUUUUAUAAUUACCUAUAAAAUAUUUCGAUAUAGUCAAUGUUUCAAAUUUUAAGGUUAUUAUAUGUAU